UCCCUCCCUGUGUCUCUCCCUCCCUCCCUCCCCUGGGCGGCUGGGGCUAGUGCGCUGGGGUGCCGGGUGCACUGGGCGGCCCGGGUGCGCGGCACUCGGGGCGGGAGCAGCCUUCCCGGGCGCCCUCCCUCUUCCCCUUCCCUGCAACCCCCCCCACCCCGCCUUAGGCUCGGAGCAGCGGCCAGAGGAACCCCGAGCCUUUCCGGCACUGGAGCCAUGGAGAACUCUUCGGCCGCAUCUGCCUCCUCUGAGGCCGGCAGCAGUCGCUCUCAGGAGAUCGAGGAGCUGGAGCGCUUCAUCGACAGCUAUGUACUGGAGUACCAGGUGCAGGGGCUGCUGGCGGACAAGACAGAGGGUGAUGGUGAUGGCGAGCAGAUGCCGCCCCACAUCUCCCAGUGGACAGCAGACUGCAGCGAGCAGCUGGACAGGAGCUGCUCCUUUUCCCAUGGCCGAGCCCCCCUACAGCAGAAUGGCAGCAAAGACAGCUCUCUGGACAUGCUGGGCACAGAUAUCUGGGCUGCCAACACCUUUGACUCCUUCAGUGGUGCCACUUGGGAUCUGCAGCCUGAAAAGCUAGACUUCACUCAGUUCCACAGGAAGCUCCGACACGUGCCCAAGCAGCCUCUGCCACACAUCAACCGAGAAGGGUGUGGAAAAGGGAAGCUGGAAGACGGAGACGGCAUCAACCUGAACGACAUCGAGAAGGUUCUCCCAGCCUGGCAGGGCUAUCACCCGCUGCCCCACGAAGUGGAGAUCGCCCACACGAAGAAGCUGUUCCGGAGAAGGAGGAAUGAUCGCAGGCGGCAGCAGAGACCCCCAGGGGGAAACAAGCCCCAGCAGCACGGCGACCACCCGCCAGGCAGUGCCAAACACAACCGAGACCACCAGAAAUCUUACCAGGGGGGCUCAGCACCCCACCCCUCAGGCCGGCCCACCCACCACGGCUAUAGCCAGAACCGGCGCUGGCACCACAGCAACAUGAAGCACCCUCCAGGGGACAAAGCAGAGCCAGGCACCCACCGUAGUGCCAAAGACAGCGCUGCCCCUGACAGCCCCAGGCUGGAGGACCCUCUGGGUGACGCGGGGCACAGCGGCCUGGAGCCCCCACGCAGCCCCGACGCCCUGACCCUGGCCACACCCAAGAGGUCACCCCCGCCGCAGCCCGGGACUCCCGAGACCAAGCGUAAAGACAGUGUUACCCCCGAGCACCCCAAAAUCACCCUGCUCCAGUCCUCCAAAGACAGGCUGCGCAGAAGGCUGAAAGACAAGGUACCGGAAGAAGUGACCGUGGAGCCCCCCAUCCCACAGCCCAGCAAGAUGGACAAGCUGAUGGAGAUCCUUAACAGCAUGCGGAACAACAGCAGUGAUGUGGACGCCAAGCUGGGCACCUUCAUGGAGGAGGCGCAGAACUCCACCAACUCGGAGGAGAUGCUGGGCGAGAUCGUGCGCACCAUCUACCACAAGGCCGUGUCCGACCGCAGCUUCGCCUUCACAGCCGCCAAGCUCUGCGACAAGAUGGCGCUCUUCAUGGUGGAGGGCACAAAGUUCCGCAGUCUGCUCCUCAACAUGCUGCAGCUCCUGCAGUCCCAGGAUGUGAAGGAAGAUGCUGUCCUCUGCUGCUCCAUGGAGCUGCAGAGCACAGGACGGCUACUGGAGGAGCAGCUGCCCGAGAUGAUGACAGAGCUCCUCGCCAGCGCACGCGACAAGAUGCUGUGUCCCUCGGAGUCCAUGCUGACCCGGUCGCUGCUCCUGGAGGUCAUCGAGCUCCACGCCAACAGCUGGAACCCCCUGACGCCCCCCAUCACUCAGUACUACAACAGAACCAUCCAGAAACUGACAGCCUGACAGCCAGGGGGGCCUGGCGGGCGGCCCGCGGGCAGCUGGGCCCUGGUGCACAGGGCCAGAUGGACAGGCGGGAGGCCAGGGGUGGCCCUGGCGGGAGGAAGCAGCGGGGCGGCGGGCAGGCAGGCGGAGCCGAUCUGGAGCCCGCAGGGGACGGGACCGGAGCCCCCCCUCCCCCACCCCUAGCCCUGCGCAGCCCCGAGCAUGCAGCAGCUCACACCCAUCGGGAAGCAUGUUUCUUCUUCACGGUGGCCCCUCCCCCGCCCCGCCCCAGCAAACGUGCCCCCCCCCCCCAGCUUGGUGCCAGGGGUCCUGUCUCUGUGACUCCGCCCCCUCCACUCCCCCCCUGGCCGGAUCAGAAAGGACCUCAGAAGGCUAGAAAAGUGGGUCAGAGACGGGCUCGCAUUGUCCCCCGCACGCCGUCAGCCGCCGUCGCCAACUGGCAGCAGGCGACGUGGAGCAGAUGUCGGGGGGACAAUGGCAGGCAGGUCCCCGCCAGCCGCCGCCAGCCAGGGCUUUUGUCCGCCGCCGCCUGCAGUGAGCGGGAGCCCCGGGCCCGCCCCGCCCCCACGCGGCCCCGCCCCCAGCCUGGCCCGAGGGGCAGGGGGCGGGGCUUGCCGCUCCACUUGCACUCUUUGUUUCCACGUUGUUUUAUUUUAUUUUGAAAGUCAGCUGCUUUGAAGUCUCCCCCAUCCCCUCGGUGACUGGAGGCCGAGGUGGGAUCCCAUGGCGGCCACUGGCAGGACCCCCCAUUUGUGGGAGAUCAAACCCGGCCCCUCUAGAAGGACGCUCGCCCGCAGACGGCUUGCCAGCAGCCAAUUAGGCUAAUUGGAAACUGCUGCCCCGUCGGGGUCCGCCUGGAACCCAGUGCUCCCCGCCCCUGGCCUCUAGCACCUCCAGCACCUCGGUUCUGAUUCAAGCUUUUCUCUCUCUCUAAGGGCUGUUACUGUCGCCGCUGGGAGGGCGUUAAACCCCAGCCUGGCCUCUGUUAUGGGGUACCAGCCUGGCAAAUCAAAACCAAACACCCAGGCGACGCUUCCCUCCAGUCCCCCCCACUUGCACUGUGUCCCUAGCUCUUGCAGAGGGAGGGGUGUCAGGGAGGUAGCUCCCCAGAACAUGGAGGUUAACAGAAUGGGCUUCGUGGCUGCUUCAGCUCUGUCACUAGCUGGGGCCAGGAGCCCAGACCUCCCACAGGUGAUGGUCGGGCCACCAGGCAGGUGUGUGUGUGUGUGUGUGUGUGUGUGUGUGUGUGUGUGUGUGUGUGUGUGUGUGUGUAAGGCUGCAGGGCAGGUUCUCUGUUCACUAGAGUCUGGAGGGCAGGCAGAGUGGGGUGAGGUACGGCAUCCCCAGUACCCCAAAAUCUGCUCCCUGCUCUCCCCACUGCCUGUUCCCUGCCUACCAGGAAAGGCUGGACUGGUCCCCUUGUACACUUGUCAGUGUACAAGGUGGCCUGUCACGAAGAAAGAUCUCCCCCAAAGUUCUCCAGCUUCUCCUGGAACUCCAGCCUGAAGCUGGGGACACCAGAGGCUCCCUGGGGGCCCCCAGGGAAGGAGGAUGCUCAGAGAGGGCCCGAGGGAAAUUAAAAUCUCCAGGACUUGGGGCCCUCCCUGAGCCCUCAGGAAGCUGGGUGGGUCCUGAAGGGGCCUGGUCUCCCUCAACUGAGUGUGUGUGUGUGUGUGUGUGUGUACACAGAAUGCAUGUAAGUGUGCAGGACAUGUGUGCACACACAUGAGCACCUCCCCUAAGAAUAGAGAGAAGUAGUCCUGCGGGAGCCAACUGAGGAGGCAGUAGAGUGGAGUUCCUCCCCCCACCACCCAGCCAGUGUCCUGAGACGAAACCCCAAACACUGUACAAACAGAGAAAAUUGGGGCAAGUGGCACAUGGACCUAGAACUCCUUCCUCCAGGCAGCCCUCCUUGGUGACCACAGGGCCCACCACUCUGGCUGUUAGGACUCAUUGUGGAGAAGCAAGUUAUAAAUAUGUAGGCGUAUAUAGUCUUAAUGGUGCAUUGUGUGGUGAUGCCUCUGGUUUACCUUGCUUCUCUGGUGGCUUCAGGCAUUUCCUAGCCAAUACAAAGGACAAGUCAAGCUCUUGUUCAAAAUGGAGACUGCUGAUCCUUCUGCAGACAUGAAAGUUUUUUUUUUUUUUGAGGGGGAGUAGUGGGGUUUUAUUUUUGUGUGUGUGUUUUUUUUAAGAAAAUAACAGCAAAGCCUAAAAUCUGAGACUCAGGCAGCUUCUCAUAGGAGACCACUCAGACAGAAGCUGGGAUGGGGUGCCCCUCAGACCCCUCCCUGCCCAGGUCCCUCCACUGCUGGGUGUGGAAAACCAGGUCUGGGUGUCCCUCUGAGUGUACAUGGCCAGAGGCAAAGCUGGACAUUCUGAAGCUUGUGCUGUGUUCCCUGCCCACCUGGUUUUCUUAGGGUGUCUAGACUAUAUCCAGAAUCAUGGGUCUUAUCUGGGGCACACCCUUCUACCUAGGCUUCGAAGUACCCAGUAUUUUCUGCUCAGGCCAGGCCUUCACCCCACAGCCUGGGAGCUCUACCCCAGGAAGACUUCUGAGCUCCCUCCAACCCAACAAGGUGGGACCCUCACCCAUCCCUCCUCCCCAGGGAGUGUGAGCCUUGACCUGCUUGUGUCCAUGAGUGCUUCCUAAACCAGUCCAUGAGCCUUGAAGGCUUGGGGAGCAUCCUGCCCAUCUGUGUAAAGGUCACCAUUGGCCCAGUCAGUAUUUAUUCUCACUUUUAUUUUGUUUUAUUUUAUUUUAUUGGAAGAGGGGGGAGUUGAAGGGGAUGAACUGCCCCUGAGCAACUGCAGAGGUAUGGGUGAGGGACCCCAGGGGGUUGCCCCUAUGCCAAGGCCCUGUCUGGCAUCAGAAGCCUGCCCAUGUCCCUUGUGUCCUGCGGUGGAGUCUGUGGGGCCCCCAGCCUGUUGGGAAAUCUCUGGCUGAGGCUGGAGGAGGGGAAAGAUCACAACAGGCAGCUCUACUCCUGAGCUAGCAGGAGACAGGCCCUGUGUUCCCCUCCCACCCCAGUAUGGGCUGGGGCUCCCUGCCAAAGCUACAGUGGAAUCCUGCUCCAAGCCACCUUCCUCCCAUCCAUGCGUCCUGCUUUCCAGCUGAACCCAACUCCAAGUGGGUUUCAAAAAAAUAAACACUGAAACUCAAUGUU
Molecule: messenger RNA, 5009 nt
Organism: Erinaceus europaeus (western European hedgehog)
Lineage: Eukaryota; Metazoa; Chordata; Mammalia; Eulipotyphla; Erinaceidae
Gene: CTIF
Product: cap binding complex dependent translation initiation factor
Exons: 11
Coding region: 217-1845 (542 amino acids)
Biological process (GO): regulation of translational initiation
Cellular component (GO): cytosol
Molecular function (GO): RNA binding; protein binding; translation activator activity
Source: RefSeq, a predicted model, not a curated record